AUGGAACUGAGAAUCGGCCGUCAAAUCAAUCGGCUAACCGAUCGUAUAGACCGGUAUGUCAGCAAUAAUGAUGGACAACAACAACCAACGGUGCUCAACAUGAUUAAGCUCUACAAUGACUAUGGUUUGUCGGUUAUGAUGUCCUGUAUGUUCUCUAUAGACACGAUUGAUGUCAAUUCUGGUGUCUAUCAAUCGUUAAGUGGUAUACUAACUCCAUCCCAUUGGCGGAUAUUACUGUUGCUACUUAUGCCCGGUUCACUACUCCGUCUAUUGUUUAACAUUACACAUCCCUUUCCCAGUAGACUACUGGAUGUGUUUGUCCAAUUAACCAGUGAACAAAUAAAACAACGUUUGAUAAACAAUGAUAGUUCAACAACAACUGAUACUCUACAAUAUGGUGAUGAACCUAAAUAUAUAACCUGUGAUGAAGUUGUCGCCAAUUUGUUUGCUAUGUUUGAGGCGGGCUCCUGUACCAAUUCAACAAUUAUUGCUUUUAUAACCUAUGAUUUAGCUACCAAUCCCCAGAUACAGGACAGACUAUACGAUGAACUAAUUGCAAAUUGUAUGGAUAAUAGAGAAGAACAGUUAGAUUGUGACCGAUUGUUGCGCAAUGACUACUUGGACGCAGUAGUGGCGGAAUCGUUGCGUCUGAAUUCGUCAACACUGCGCGAAGGACGGAUAGCCGCCAGUGACUACCAAUUGGGUGAUACCGGUAUAGUUAUAGCCAGAGGACAGGCAGUCGAGUUUGCCAAACAUGCUGUACAUUACUGUACAGAUUACUAUCCGGAGCCCAAUUGUUUCAAUCCGGACAGGUUUUUACCGGCCAAUAGGCAUUCAAUACAACCGUAUGCAUACUUACCGUUUGGCGCCGGCAGUCUAUCGAUUAGUCAGAUGUGA
Oppia nitens is the source of this 897-nucleotide messenger RNA. RefSeq names its product cytochrome P450 3A9-like. Gene Ontology annotation, molecular function: iron ion binding; oxidoreductase activity, acting on paired donors, with incorporation or reduction of molecular oxygen; monooxygenase activity. The record is from RefSeq and is a predicted model, not a curated record. Bases 1 to 897 code for a protein of 298 amino acids. The transcript has 3 exons. NCBI's taxonomy places the organism in Eukaryota, Metazoa, Arthropoda, Arachnida, Sarcoptiformes, Oppiidae.